Leishmania mexicana MHOM/GT/2001/U1103 is the source of this 2754-nucleotide messenger RNA. RefSeq lists its product as hypothetical. Bases 1 to 2754 code for a protein of 917 amino acids. Gene Ontology annotation, molecular function: glycerate kinase activity. The transcript has a single exon. NCBI's taxonomy places the organism in Eukaryota, Euglenozoa, Kinetoplastea, Trypanosomatida, Trypanosomatidae. The record is from RefSeq and is a predicted model, not a curated record.
AUGGAUCCGUCAUCUGGCGCCGCUGCCGCUGGCGCUGGCGCUGCUGCGGCGCCUGCUGUCACUCCCUCCAUCGCCUCGCCAGUCCCAGGAAGUCCUGCGCCCAAGCCCCACGAAGCACACGAGGACGCUCCGCACCCGCAUCGUCCAGUGCAACCGCCACUUCGAAUAUCGGCUCUGUCGGCAGCGAUACCGCAUCUUGAACCACCCCACCACUAUCACCGCCCCGGCGACGGCGCCUCUCCGCUGCAUGUGCUGUGUGCCUGCGACACCUUCAAGGGCACCCUCCCCUCAGACAAAGUUGGUGAGGCGGUGGAGAAGGCCUACUGGCAGGCUUGGGCCCAGACACACGACUCCGCAACGGCGCAGGCACACGUGCUUCCAGGAGUCACGGCGCUGUCGGAGGAGGUCCCGGUGCCAUCGCCCACGUCUUCACCGCUGCAUCUGGUGGUACCGCCGCUGGCGGCAAGCUUGUUUUCUGCGCAGCACCCUUCUGCCCUCCCAGCAGACGCGGUGCGGUUUCUACACACACCAAUGAGCGACGGUGGCGCCGGUCUGCUGGACAGCGUCACCUACGCCACAACGCACGCGAGCAUGACGUGGGACACCGUGCCGGACCUGUCAUUGCCGGACGGCGCGUUGCGCCUGCAGCGUGUAUAUGUUCCAGCGUCCGUCCCGAUCACAGGCCCCCUCGGUGCCGCCAUCACGACGGACACCGGUGACGCACGAAGCGCCACACCCGCUUUCCGCGGGGUGUCCUUCGCCUGUGACGUGGAGAGACGCGUGCUUGUCGUUGAGAUGGCAGAGGCGGCUGGGCUGACGCGCAUCGCCCGUCCGCAACACCGACACCCAGGCCGCACGACCAGCUACGGUGUAGGUGAGCUUAUCCGCUACGCGUUGGGGUACAUGGCUGAGGCCGGUCAUGCACAAGCGGAGGCGCACGUGACCUCGAAAACUCCUUCCCCGGACAGCGCGCCGGGUAACUGCGGGGGUGUGCGCCUGUUCCUGGGCAUCGGCGGGAGCUCCACCAACGAUGGCGGACUCGGUGCACUGCAGGCACUGGGGCUGGAGGUCUUUGUGGACGCCGCCCACGCCCGCGCGACGGACUGUGGCCACGACGGUGCCCGACACGCGCGUGCAUCGCCGGCGGCGUCAGAUACUCAUGUAGCUCCGACUCAUGCUGACGACGUCGCGGAGGUGCGCCUCGCGAGACCCUUCCGUGGCGAGGACUUGGCCCACGUUACCCGUGUCUGCAUCGGCGCAGAGAUGCAGCACAUCUUUCCAUACCUGCCUGAGGCAGCGACGCCACCUACCGCGACGCGCACGAAAGGCGAUGGUGCGCAUGCCGUGCUACCGGCGCCUUCUUCACCGUCACCUGCGAGCGCGUGCUACAUCACGGAGGUGUGCUUGAUCUGCGACGUGGACAACACGCUUGUUGGCGCGCGCGGGGCAACGUACACCUUCGGACCGCAGAAGUGCCCCGCGCCCCGCGCCGCUGCUCCGCCGUCACCUGCCACAGCUGCCGGUACACCUCCUGGUGGGGUGCAUGCGGAUAGUGCAGGGGUAGAAGCUGCCGAGGAUGCCGCGGUCGGCGCCGUCACUGCUGCCGCGCAGCAGCAGCAGAUUCUGGACUCGCUGGAGGCGGGCAUGCGGCACGCUUCCGCACGUGUCGUGGCGAGCGUGUGGCGGCCCCUUGCCGCUGCUGAUGCGACUUCGGCGGCCCACGCGCAACAUGCCGCGGGGGAGGCUAGGUACAAGGCCGCUGGCUCGGAUAAGGGAGAUGGUGUGGCAGAGGCGGCGGUACUGGAGAAUCUGCUAUACCGCCGAGGCGGUGGGGGCGCGGGGGGCAUGAGCGGGUUCUUCCGCUAUCUGCUGCAGGCACGCUACGUGCCUGGGGCGGACGUGGUUGGCGGUCUGCUCGGCCUGUAUGAGACCUCGCAAGUCGCGCAGCUGCUGAGGCAUGGGGACAGUGGCCCAUUCAAACAGGCUGCGGCAACUGCGGCGGAGAAGCGCGGUGAUGACGCGCGUCCGGUGCCGGGAAAAAGGUCCGCGCAGAUUUCUGGGCAGCCAACGGCGUUCUCCCUGCGACGCCCGCGCGGAUGUCUGUUCCACACUUGCGAUGUCGUUGUGUCAGGCGAGGGCUCCUUCGACGAGCAGACGAUACUGUCCCACAAGACUGUGGGCCGGCUGCUGGAGAUGUCCACGGUGGCCAACGCAUACCGCUUGUGGCACCAUUACUGUGACGACGUGGUGGAGGCUGAGGCGCCCUGGAGCGAACGGCGCGGGUGUCGCUGCAUCACUGACGUGGUCGUUGUGUGUGGCCGCUGCUGCUUCGACGACUACACGCACUUGCAGUCCGCUGUGCUGCAAGCCGUGUGCGCAACUCUUCUCCCGCUGCGCACCCUCGAUGGCUGCGCGGCGACUGCUGGUGCGACGUCGGCUCUUCAGGACGCAGACGGCGCCAACGCAGAUGAUGCGCGCCUGCAGAUGUAUCUGCAGGACUUGGUGGAGUCGUCAGCGUUUUGGCGCGCGUGCGGCGAGUCCUCUUGCGCCCCGGCGGACAGGCAAAGCUUGAGGCACGUGCUUUCGGCGUACUGUGUGCCGCGUGUGACGGUGCUGCCGCUUACGCCGACGUUGUUCCCUGUGUCGGCAGCGAUGCAGCGGCCGUACGCGUGCGUCGUUUCGGCAGUGACGCACUUACUCGAAGAGUCCGUGCGGCGCAUGACAAGCGCGCAAGAGGCAAGCGUGGGUGCGUGA